Messenger RNA from Mixia osmundae IAM 14324, 3243 nucleotides. RefSeq lists its product as uncharacterized. The transcript has 4 exons. The coding region runs from base 283 to 3216 and encodes 977 amino acids. Lineage: Eukaryota; Fungi; Basidiomycota; Mixiomycetes; Mixiales; Mixiaceae. The record is from RefSeq and is a predicted model, not a curated record.
UAGAGCCUCAACGCUCUUGAAGAGCUCGGCAAACUGAGCGUGUGCUCGGGUCAUCUUCCGGAUGUGGCGGACGGAACUUGUUCUGACUGACUCACAGAUUGAUGAGAGCCUGAUGCGGCGUUGAUGAGGUUGCAACCCAAGACCUCCAGAGCUUUCGCUGGCGGCGAGCAAGCUCAACAAUCCAGCCGAAAUCUCGGCGCAAAUAACUUCGCGUGGCAUCGCGCGGCGGCCAGGCAACACGGACGAGUCGUAAGGCUGCCAUGAGAUAGGAGUUCUCCUACGAUGUAUGCGAGCUGGCAAGACGAUGAUGAGUGGCAGGAUAUGCCCAUCAUCCGCUCAGCAGAGCCCGAUGCGUCAAGCUUUGGCUCUCAGCCCGUCGCAUCAUCCUCAAGUACUCGACGAGCUUCACAUCGCUACGAUGCCCCGCUUGCUACGGCAUCGACCUCUGUCGGCGCUGAUCAUGCCUCUGUGAACGCUCGGGGGACUCAUAUCGAUGCCGGGCAGCCGGGUGAGGAUUGGCGGGAGAAGCAGUCGCUUGAUGAGCUCGUGUACACCCGCUUAGAGCUGGACGAUGACCCAGACGAGGAUCAAGUGCACAUGAAGACACAAUUCCUGUUUGAUGACGACAAAGGAAUGACACCUUUGAGUCAGAUGCAAGCAACAAAGACGCUCCUCACCGAAGGUCAAAGGGUGGCCUACGUUGCGCUCUGUCGGCUCGUCACCAUGGAUAUAUGUCAAGCUCUGCGCAAGGGGAAGCACAAGGAACUCGAAGCUGCCGCUGAAAGCGCGCUUAACUGGGCGCACAAGAUUAUGGGCCGCUUAUAUCAUCACAUGGACAUAGACACCUCAGAGCAAAAGAUGAUCGAGCAGCUCGUCGAACAUGGCGUGACAGCAGACGAUCUGGUGCCUUCACUUGUCGUCACCCACACCGUGCCCAAUCCAGAAUAUGAUCCUGUCGCGGCAAAAGCAGCGGCGUUAGAGGCAGACAGAGUAGCCGCUGAGCAUCAGGCAGCUCAAGAAGCUGCAGCACAGCAGAGGGCGCUGCCACCGACGUUUGAAGAAGGCGAUCCCCCGCCAGAUUAUGCAGAACCUGCAGUUCGAGCCUCAUUGGCGCUGACAGACGCACCGAGACCUUUGACGCCAACAAUCGGCAAAGCUGCAAGACGUCAGUCUGCUGCUCAGGUCCCGCUGCCGCCUUCGCCUUCUACGCCCAAGCCCCCAGAUCUGGAGAAGCCAGCAUUAGCGAAAAGAGAAUCUGAUAAUCUCAUAUCGCCCUUACCCAAUACACUGCCGGGCGUCAGUACGGAGCUGACCUCAGCAGACGAAACAGUCACUCUCGACAUACGGUGGACCGUCUUGUGCGAUCUCUUCCUGGCGCUCAUAGCAGACAGCGUCUACGAUGCCCGGUCUCGCGUGCUGCUCUGUCGCAUGGCGGAGCAUCUCGGGCUCGAAUGGAUGGAUGUCGUCCGUUUCGAACGGAGACUGACAGAGGCGAUGGACAUACAGGAGAGCGUGAAAAAUUCGAAGCAGGACGAGGUGCUCGAACAGCGGCGCGUAAAGGGCAAGAGCAAACGAUACGUCAUGAUGGGUCUAGCUACGCUAGGUGGUGGUCUCGUCAUUGGCUUGUCUGCUGGUAUUCUCGCGCCUGCUAUAGGUGCAGGCCUAGGAGCUGCUUUUACAACCAUCGGUGUCACGGGCACGACUGGCUUUCUGGCUGGCACGGGCGGCGCCGCCCUCAUCACAACAGGCGGUAUAGCUGCAGGUGGCGGUAUAGCGGUCAAGGGCAUGGCAAAGCGUACGCAACAUGUCAAGACCUUCGAGUUCUAUCCGCUGCACAACAACCGCCGGGUCAAUUUCUACAUUACCGUGCCUGGUUUCAUGGAAGGCAAGCUGGAUGAUAUCCGAUUGCCCUUCAGCGUGAUCGAUCCCGUCAUGGGCGACUUCUUCUCGCUCUUAUGGGAGCCGCAAACGAUGCAAGAUACGGGCAAUGCGCUCAAGAUAUUGACAUCCGAAGUGCUCACGCAAGCUGGUCAACAAGUGCUGGCUAUGACGAUCAUGACUGCUCUGAUGAGUGCCUUACAAUGGCCAGUCAUGCUGACCAAGCUGGGAUACCUCAUCGACAAUCCCUGGUCAAACGCACUGGAUCGCGCCAAAGCUGCAGGCGCUGUACUGGCAGACGUGCUCAAGAAUCGCAGUCUGGGCGUCAGACCGGUCAGCUUGGUCGGCUUCUCGCUCGGCGCGCGCGUGAUCUUCUAUGCUCUCAAGGAGCUAGCACGUGCAAAGGCUUUUGGCGUCGUGCAGGAAGUGUACCUCAUGGGCGCCACAGUGACCGCUUCGCGCAAGUCCUGGCGAGAAGCACGUGGCGUUGUCUGUGGUCGGUUCGUCAACGCCUAUGCCACCAACGACUGGAUUCUUGGCUAUCUCUUCCGAGCGACGACGGGUGGACUGGGCACGGUCGCUGGCUUGCGGCCGAUCGAGCAAGUACCGGAUAUGGAGAAUGUCGACGUGACAGAUAUUGUAGUGGGUCAUAUGAGCUAUCGCGCCUGUAUGCCCCUCAUCCUCGAUCGGAUCGGCUUCAAAGUCACAGCGCUCACGUUUGACGAGCCCGAUAACGAUCCACUGACUGGCGAUCGGGAAGUCCUGACGCCUGAGGAGGAAGAGGCGAGGCGGGAGGCCAAGAAGAAUAAGGGCGUGUUCAAGAUGUUUCGGUCCAAGAGCAAGCAGAAUGCCGCCCAGUCUGCAUCUCUCGAAGCUGCUGCUAAAGCUUCGACGACUGCUGCUGCCGCCGCAUCCGCGCCUGCAGAAGAAGACGAUGAUGACGACUUGCCUCCGCGGGAGGAUCAUGCAAGCACGGAGUAUGCUCCUUCGCCGGAUACAGCGGACUCGACUAUGCCCAAUUCGCCACGCGAAGGAAGCGAGGCGCAAUUCAACCUCGAUAAGAUACGACAAGUACUAGCUCAAGGCGGGCCUGCUACCUCUGUCGAUGUUGCUCAGUCAAUGCGCACUGCGCCCGUCAACGGCGCCCUGCCAGCGCGGACACCUACGAGCUCGGAAUUCUCUUUCGAGGCAGCGGCAAGGCGGAACGGCAUCGAUACGCCAGAGACACUCAGUUUUGCCGGCCAGGAUGGCUCCAUCACGUCUACGAGACCUUCGUUCAGUGUGGAGCGUGCUCCUGCUCCCACGAAGCAAACGACAGCCAGCAAUCCGUGGUCAUGAAUGACAGCAUCGCAUAUGUUCAUUUGU